Molecule: messenger RNA, 1031 nt
Organism: Phodopus roborovskii (desert hamster)
Lineage: Eukaryota; Metazoa; Chordata; Mammalia; Rodentia; Cricetidae
Gene: Cfap97d2
Product: CFAP97 domain containing 2
Exons: 5
Coding region: 68-595 (175 amino acids)
Source: RefSeq, a predicted model, not a curated record
AGUUCUGCUGGGGCUCAUCGGUUCAGCCUGCUUCCCUCUGAAGGGAGCCUGGAGCUUGUGAUCUGAGAUGAGCAGAGCCCCCCAGAUGAUCACCCCCUGGGCUAAUAGGGACCUGCAGAGAGCCUGGGAGAAAACCUAUCAAGACCACAGGAAAAAGGUCCAGAAUGCCCAGCCGCUGGUAGACACCCAUCCACCAAAGACCUUCAGCCACCUCCACCUAAAGCUCAAGAAGCUGAAGAUGGAGGAAGAAAGGCUCUCCAUCAUUGACAGAGACAACUGCCUGCUUCUGCAGAGGGUAGCCUCUGUCAUGAGAACCAGGGGACAGACUGACAGCGGCAAUAACUUCACACAUAGAAGUCUAAACAGGAAGACGAGAGAACAGGUGCAUAUGAAAGCACAGAAACAAAACAAAGUCAUUCUGGAAAGACACCAAAGCUCAGAGCCCUGGUGUGGAACACAGAGAUGUUGGGUGAAUGGAGCUGUAGGGGCCAGACAUCCCCGCAAAUGCAGAUGCAUCCAGAGAAAAGGAGCAGAAACUGACACCCAGCAAGGGCACAGCCCCAUCUGGAUGCCCAACCUGAAGUGGAAGGGGUGAGGGUUCAGAACCCAAACACCCAGUGCCCAGAAACACUGAGGAGGCCCUCCCGUGCUUUCCCUGGGAGGGGUGGGGAUGGAGGUGGGUGUGUGCAGGUCUUGGUGAUGGUAGCCUAGCAUCUGAGGCCAAGCUGGCUCCUGUGUGCCUCCAGGGACAGCCGUGAGGGCUGUGACACAGCACCCUGGAGCUCUGUGGUCACGAUGUUGGACAGAUGACACAGCACAGCUAUUUAUUGUGUUACUUGGACUGAUAACAAAAAAACAAAACAUGCAGAGUAAUGCUGAAAGCGACUGGGUUUUGAAUUAGACUUUCUUUUCUUGCUAUUAAUACUUUUUUCUGAGUUACCAUGAGUUCCUGUGUUUGUAUGUAAUUGCCCUAAAAACUCCGUGACUAUCAAUUUACCAGAUAUGUAAAUAAAUAAAAUUGAGAACUUUAA